Messenger RNA from Cavia porcellus (domestic guinea pig), 2749 nucleotides. RefSeq names its product 5-hydroxytryptamine receptor 1D (gene Htr1d). Gene Ontology annotation, cellular component: plasma membrane. The coding region runs from base 862 to 1992 and encodes 376 amino acids. Gene Ontology annotation, biological process: vasoconstriction; smooth muscle contraction; regulation of behavior. Gene Ontology annotation, molecular function: dopamine neurotransmitter receptor activity, coupled via Gs; G protein-coupled serotonin receptor activity. The transcript has 2 exons. The record is from RefSeq and is a predicted model, not a curated record. Lineage: Eukaryota; Metazoa; Chordata; Mammalia; Rodentia; Caviidae.
GCAGCGGAGCCCGAGCUGCAGGGCGCUGGGAGCGCGGCCCGGCGGGGUCCCCGGGCAGCGGGGCCCGGAGCUUGCGGGGUCGCAGUGCAGUCCAGGCGGCAGCAGCGGAGGCCGGAGAGCCGGAUCGCGGGCGGGCGCCCCGGCGUCCGUUCGCACCUGCCGGCCGCAGGGGAGCUUCAGAACGCUCGAGCUCCUCUGGGUAAACUGACCAUGAUCUAUUAGUUUUGGCCUCUCCCAACUCAUGCAUUCUUCAAGCCUUGGUAACUGGAAUGUUUUGUCUGUUGAGAAUCAAAACCGCAGUGGGAUAGAAACCAAAGUGAAGUGUCCCAGGAUGUGUUAAGAUGGACCUGGGAAGGCUGAGCUGUGGUCUGAACUGCUUCUCUGAAUCAGCUGGUACCGUCUGCCUCUAGUUUUGAAAGUUCUCUGGCAGCAAACUGGUAUGUAGAAUCUCCACUGCUUGGGGAUGGGAGAGAUUUUGAAGUUUUCAUGAAACAUGCUCGUGUCUCAAACUGUGAUUACAAUCAAAAUGCCAAAAGCAAGAACCCCAGAGCAAUGCUCACGUCUCUACCUCCUCAACCGAUUAACAAGCCAGCAGGAGUCCACUGGUCCACACCAUCUGCUGGGCAAAGUUUCAGAACAGUGAGUCGUCUGUGGAUUCAUCGGGUUUAAGGGCAGAUCCAUCGCUGCCAGCUGGUCACUGCCUUGGGGGUCUUUAAAUAGCCAAGUCUCGAGGUCUGUGGUCUGUUCUGAUGCAUGACUCCCACCAGCAUGAAGCAGAGGAAUGACCUUGCUCUGUGGCCAGGACAACUGUGAGAGGAGGAGUCCUGUGCGUGGCAUUCUGGGAAGAGACAGCCUCCUAGCAUGUCCCCGCCAAACCAGUCAGAGGAAGGCCUUCCCCAGGAGGCCUCCAACAGAUCCCUGAAUGCAACAGAAACCCCAGGGGACUGGGACCCCGGACUCCUGCAGGCGCUCAAGGUCUCCCUCGUAGUGGUCCUGUCCAUCAUCACACUGGCCACUGUCCUCUCCAAUGCCUUCGUCCUUACCACCAUCUUACUCACCCGGAAGCUCCACACCCCGGCCAACUAUCUCAUCGGCUCCUUGGCCACCACUGACCUUUUGGUUUCUAUCCUGGUCAUGCCAAUCAGCAUCGCAUACACCACCACCCGCACCUGGAACUUUGGCCAAAUCCUGUGCGACAUCUGGGUGUCCUCCGACAUCACCUGCUGCACGGCCUCCAUCCUGCAUCUCUGUGUCAUUGCUCUGGACAGGUACUGGGCCAUCACGGACGCCCUGGAGUACAGCAAGCGUCGCACAGCGGGCCAUGCUGGGGCCAUGAUCGCGGCGGUCUGGGUCAUCUCCAUCUGUAUCUCCAUCCCUCCGCUCUUCUGGCGGCAGGCCCAAGCUCAGGAGGAGAUGUCCGACUGCCUGGUGAACACCUCUCAGAUCUCCUACACCAUCUACUCCACCUGCGGCGCCUUCUACAUCCCGUCUGUCUUGCUCAUCAUCCUCUACAGCCGCAUCUACGCGGCCGCCCGCAGCCGCAUCCUGAACCCGCCCUCCCUGAGUGGCAAGCGCUUCACCACCGCUCACCUCAUCACCGGCUCUGCGGGCUCCUCGCUCUGCUCCCUGAACCCCAGCCUCCACGAGGGCCACAUGCACCCUGGCUCCCCACUCUUUUUCAACCACGUGAGAAUCAAACUUGCAGACAGUGUCCUGGAACGCAAGAGGAUUUCCGCUGCCCGGGAAAGAAAAGCCACCAAGACCCUGGGCAUCAUUCUGGGGGCCUUCAUCGUCUGCUGGCUGCCCUUCUUUGUGGUGUCUCUGGUCCUUCCCAUCUGCCGGGACUCCUGCUGGAUCCACCCGGCCCUCUUUGACUUCUUCACCUGGUUAGGUUAUUUAAACUCCCUCAUCAAUCCCAUCAUCUACACAGUGUUCAACGAAGACUUUCGACAAGCGUUUCAGAAAGUUGUCCAUUUCCGGAAAGCCUCCUAGUCUGAUGUGAUGGUGACUCUUGUUAGCUUUUGUGUCCAGUAACCUAACUGAGACUCUUUUUCAGUUUUUCUGAGACUCGGGUUAAUUCCUGGUAUCUUGGGUCUCGAGUCAAUCAACAAUUGUUCUGUGCUCUGUUUUCUGUGUCUUAUCUUCUGAGCCACCCAAAGCUGGACCACUUUGUCAAAGGGGCAGGACUGAAGACUUCCCUUACCCUAAUAUUUCCAAGGUUCCUCUGGGGUAGAAGAAAUAUGACCCAUAGGAUUCAGAUGAGAAACAGACUCUGUAGAAAAGAUCCCAGGCACAGGGAGAAGGUUUUGUGGGCUUCUUGAGAUUUGCAUGUUUCUCAGUGGAUGGUGGCGGGUAAGGUUAAUGACCUGAAUUGGAAGAGAGUUGGAAGCCAGGAUAGAGGGGACUCCUUCCCCUUGGAGCACCCGGAUUAGAAAAUAACACUCCGGACUUUCUUACACCACAUCUCUCCCAGUUGUUCAUGAGGAGCGAGGUGCCAAGGACGUAAUGAUAUGGAGAGGAAUCCAGAAGGCGGGCUAGGGAAACCUAUGCACCUCUCCUUCUCCCCAGCACCAUCUUAAGUUUUGGGGUUAAAGGCCACGAUCAGCUCACUGAGGAAGAGUGGACCCACCAAGCUUCCAGAGGCUACAGGUCUGAAUUAUUUUUCCUAAAUUAUUCUUUUACAUUCCAUUCUCAUUAGAGAUCUUAGUGUUGAGUCUCCCCAAAUAAAGACCACAAAGCAUCAUGGCCA